UAAGUUUUUAAGCCAAAGAAAAUGAUUUUUGUUCAGUUUUAUAUUUUUUGUGUUUUUAUCUCUAUCGUCCAUGGUCAGUCAUGCAGACCAACCAACGAGGAUUUCACGAAUCUUGCUAUUAAGUCGCCAAUUACCGUCGUUGUUUCUAAAAUUAAACUUGUCGAUGGAAAAGGAAGGAAAUCUGAGAGGAUAUUUAACGCGACAGCAAAAGUUUCAACAAUUUUUAAAAUCAAGAACGACGGGAUAAAAAAGAAACAGAAGAUAAAGUUCGGGCCCGUUGGCAAAGCAGAAGGGUGCGUCGAUUUAAAGAAAGGAAAAUCUUCAUAUUUAGUUUUCCUCAAACCAACGAAUGAAUCCGGGUUUUACUGGAUUGAUAAAAAUCCCGUAAAAAUUAAAAAAAGAUCGGCAAGAAAAUUAAGCAAACUUUUAUGUAAAGGUUGUUUAAGCAAACCCUCAUUCAAGAAAAGCAAGAAAACCUAUCAAAAACAUGAAGGGGAUAAAUUGAAAAUAAAAUGUAAAGCGAGCGGGAAACCAAAGCCUAACAUGAGUUGGUUUAAAAGUGGAAUCUUGUUGAAUAAAUCAAAUCUUCCUAACGGGAUGAAAAUUAAAUCUAGCAAAAAAGGAGGUGCAUCGCAAAUAAUAGUGAAACAAUUAACGCAAGAAAUGAGCGGGGUGUAUGUUUGUAGCGCUAAGAACCCAGUGUCCGUGGAUGCUACUAACUAUACGGUUACGUUGAUCGUUACCAGUGUAACAACAACAACCGUUGCCACAACAGUGGAUGCAUGUGAACCAUGCCCAUCAACAGACGCUGGUUUUUGCUUUAAUGGUGGACAAUGUUGUGUUGAUAAUGGACAACCUUACUGUAGAUGUGAUAUUUAUUUCACCGGCAAAAGAUGCAAAGAAAGAAGUUUGCAUGCGGUUGGGAAAGGUUUGACAAACAAAGAUUAUUUAUACCAUAAACGACUUGUGGCUAUUCUUGGUAUGUGCGUUGCUGUCCUCCUCGCAGCUUUUAUUUGUUUCGCUGUGUAUUGUUUGUUCCGUAAGAAACGAACCGACUUGCUGGAUGAAAAGUUAAAAAGUUUUAUUACAAAGUCGGAACCUCAAAGCUUUGAAGAUCGCCGUUUGUUUGAAGCAGCGAUAAAUGUUAAAGCGCCGAUAAAUGAUGAUUUACGAUACGACGGUGCGGCUGAUGUGACCAAUGAAGCGCAUCUAACAAGUCGGCCAUCCGUGACAAGCAUAACCAGCAACAAACGACGAAGGUUAAACGGGUUGGCGAAAGGGGCGUCAAAUAUCGGGCAUGUGGCGAUAAAUAACGAGAGUGACGAUACUUCCACUUCAUCGACUUUACCCCGAACACCCAACCUUGCCGGGGUCGAACAAAUUAUUCAUCAACAAUUCACAACAAGCCCAUUAUUACAUCAUAGUGAGCAAGAAACAGAGAAAUCUGUAGAAAAUAUUCCGUUGGAGACAGAUGUUGGUCACAUUAGUAAUCCUGUUUACCAGACCAUCACCCCAUCUUCAUUGCUAGCGUACCAAAGUGAUGAUUAUGAUGUUCCACGGUCGCAUAACGAUGGUUUGUUCGAUAACAUAGAGAUCCCAGACACUUCGUUAUCCGAUGGAUUUUAUUUCCCCGAAAAAAAGGAGAAUUCAACGCACCCUUUCGUGUCGUCCGCUCAGCGACAAAAUCUUCCGUUAUUGAGUCGUCAACAGCGGUUAAGUUCGAGCUCAAGCGAUGUUUCUGAGAUUGGUUCUCACAGUAUUGCCGUGUAAUAACUUCAUGUAUUUUCUAUUAGAUGUAGUUGAUAGUGUAAAGUGCCUUUUUAUUUACUUUAUAUAUUUUUAGGUAGAUAAAUAACCUCAAAAUAAUCUUCAUUUUAAUAAUUCAUGCAAUUUUUGCUUCAAGUGCAAAUGAAGAACCAAUUAAUGUGACUUGCCACUAAACGUUGGUUUUACCUUUUAUUAAAGUAUUUUACACCAAA
Ciona intestinalis (vase tunicate) is the source of this 1979-nucleotide messenger RNA. The record is from RefSeq and is a predicted model, not a curated record. Lineage: Eukaryota; Metazoa; Chordata; Ascidiacea; Phlebobranchia; Cionidae.